Messenger RNA from Leopardus geoffroyi (Geoffroy's cat), 2111 nucleotides. It is a transcript of the gene PIGX, whose product is annotated as phosphatidylinositol glycan anchor biosynthesis class X. The transcript has 7 exons. The coding region runs from base 1 to 1116 and encodes 371 amino acids. NCBI's taxonomy places the organism in Eukaryota, Metazoa, Chordata, Mammalia, Carnivora, Felidae. Gene Ontology annotation, biological process: GPI anchor biosynthetic process. Gene Ontology annotation, cellular component: endoplasmic reticulum membrane. The record is from RefSeq and is a predicted model, not a curated record.
AUGGUAGUGACCCCAAACCUGGCACACGUCACGGCGCCUGCGCCGCUCUUCGCCCCGCCCCCGACCAGACGGCGAGGGGUGGGGCGGCGACGGAGUGAACUAGGCGGACCGUGCUGCACCCUUCCGCGACGCCGGAACUUUCGGGGGUCCACUGCUGCGGGAAGCCGGGGAACGGCAGGACCGCAGACGCGCGUCACUGAGUCUUCCGUCCCGGUCACCAACUCCGUGGCAGCACUCUCUAGGAGCGGCGUGAGGCGUGCGCAGGCUCCUCCGUCCGCUAGCCCCUCUGUCUUCACACCGUCCGCACGCGCUCCUUUGGGGAGCGCGUUCUCCAGCGUCCUGGCUGCCAGGGCCGUGGGCGUCCGGGCGGUGGCCUGGCUGCUUCUCUGGGAGGUGGCUGGAUUCACUAGCAUACCAGCCACGGCCUUCUCUGCCCUUCCCACCGACACUGGCAUAAGGGCCACUUGUUCUGAAAUUAUUUUGAGGCAAGAAGUUUUGAAAGAUGGUUUCCAUAGAGACCUCUUAAUAAAAGUGAAAUUUGGAGAAAGCCUUGAGGACUUACAGACCUGCCGACUCUUAAUUAAACAGUACAUUCCAUCAGGACUUUUUGUGGAUCCAUAUGAGUUGGCUUCAUUACGAGAGAGAAACAUAACAGAGGCAGUGAUGGUUUCAGAAAAUUUUAAUAUAGAAGCUCCCAAUUAUUUGUCCAAGGAAUCUGAAGUUCUAAUUUAUGCCAGACAAGAUUCACAAUGCAUCGAUUGUUUCCAAGCUUUUUUGCCUGUGCACUACCGCUAUCAUCGGCCACAUAGUAAAGAUGGAGAAACCGUUAUUGUGGUCAAUAACCCUGAUUUACUAAUGUAUUGUGACCAAGAGUUUCCAAUUUUGAAAUGCUGGGCUCAGUCAGAAGUGGCCGCUCCUUGUGCUUUGAAGAGUAAGGAUUUCUGCCAAUGGAACAAUAUGAAAUAUAAACCAGUAUAUAAGAAUGUGACUCUACAGGUUCCAGUGGGACUGACUAUACAUACCUCUUUAGUAUGUUCUGUGACUCUGCUCAUUACCAUCCUGUGUUCUACUUUGAUCCUUGUGGCUGUUUUCAAAUAUGGCCAUUUCUCCCUAUAAGUUUUACCGAGUUAAGUGCUUUCCAUAAACCUAAAUAAGACCUAUUUACUUGUGACUAGAAGUGUUCUUCUAGAAUUAUGUCAUUAUUUUUGUCUUCAUUUAUGACUAAAAUUAUGUCUACUAGAGGAAAUUUUGGAUCAUUUUCAACUAAUUCCAAAAUUUAGUGCUCUGUUGUAUAGACCUUUGAUAAUCUUCAAGCUAGUGCCAAUAGAGGAAACUUAGUUUCGUUAAAUUAAUAUUUAUUUUGUGAGAAGUGAUUUUAUCUUCAUUUCUUUUACAAAAAUGGGUACUUUAUCUAUUAGAGACAAAUUAUUCUCAUUGUGAAUAGAAACAUUUAAAUUUCAGCUAAAAAUUGAGAAAAUCAUUAUAAAUAAGAAUAAAAUAUUUUGGAUGAAUCAGUUUAUUUAAACGUCAAUUUUAUGAGAAUAUUAAAGUUACUUAUCCAGAGUUUAAAGAAAAUAAAGUAGGAGAGCUAAGAAAUUAUUAAUAUCAAAAUUGAUUAUUCCUUAAAGCAUUUCCACACUUCUUUUAUAUUUUAUUAUACUCUUCUGAGUAUAUGAAUUUACAAAGGGCUUAAUGAAACUACGUACUAACAUUUAGUGCUGAAUUUGUCAAGAAGACAAUUCAGAUUGUCAUUUUAAAGAGUACAUUUUAUUAAGUUGUACAUGUACAAAAAAUCUUUUUUGCAUCUUCAGUGAUUUUUUUUUAAACAAAAGCUCUUGAUGUACUGUUUUUCUUGGGAAAAAAAGUAGAAAAUAAAGUAAGUGCCAUAAGCUAGUUAAAAAAUAAAAAGGCAAGCAUGUUCUUCUCUUUAUUUAGGGCAGUGCAUUUAGGACAAGCAUAUUCCGAAACAGAAGCCAAUAAACCAGGGUAUGUUGGCAAUGUUUGUUUUAUAUAGAGUAAUGGAAUGAUAAACAUUUAUAUAUAUCACUGCUUAAUUUCCUAAAACAUUCUGGUGUUUUUAUAGGAAUAAAUCUUUUGUAUUUUGACAUGUA